CCAGCCUUAGACUCUCCCAUCGAUGCAUUCACUCACACAGCAAGCCAGAGAGUGAUAGUUCCCUACAAUUUGUGCUGGAUUUUAUUCACUGAAGUUUUCAUCUCAAAAGUGAAAGGGUUAUUCAUGAUGACGCCCUCUUGAGGUCGGUGUGCUAGGUGAUGUUCCUGUUGACCCCGUUGUGAUCUUGUUGGUUUCCACUGAGACUAGACGAUCGUAAGCACAACUGUCGAGUCACAGAAAGAUGACAUCAACAUCCCCCUCCCACAGCGACAGCAGUAGCGGCUCGUCCAAACAUGGCAUCCAUCAGGACAGCUGGGAGAUCAUAGAGGGGCUGAAGGGUAACCCUGGCAACAUCCAGGAGCCAGAGAAACAGGAGGGCUUCCUGCUCAAGAGGAGGAAAUGGCCCAUGAAGGGAUGGCACAAGAGAUACUUCUUGCUGGAGAAAGGCAUUCUGAAGUACUCCAAAUGUAGAGCUGAUCUGAAGAAAGGCAAGCUGCAUGGCUGCAUUGAUGUGGGGCUGUCUGUCAUGUCAAUCAAAAAGAAAACCAAGGCCAUCGAUCUGGACGCCAACAACAACAUUUAUCACCUCAAGGUGAAGUCUGAGAAGUCUCAGGAAGUGAAGUCACAGGAGUUGUUUGAUGAUUGGGUGUCGAAGCUACGACAUCACCGUGUCUUCCGUCAGAACGAGAUUGCCAUGUACCCCCACGAGAGGCACCUGUUCCACCCCUCCUCACACCUCUCCCCUAACCUCAACGAGUCCAUGAGACGGCAGCACUCCAGUCUGGCUAAACAGGCGUCAGUAGUCCAGCAGGCUAAGGUCAGUGCCUGGCUUCACUCCUCAGAAGACAUGGACAGGUGCUGCAGAGACUUGGAGGACUGUGAGUCUUACCUGUUGGAACUCAACCUGCUGCUGAAGAGUAUGGAGGUUCUCCACCGCACUUACUCUGCCCCCGCCAUCAGCCUCAUGGCCUCAACAUAUGACAUUCCCAAGAAGGAGAAGAGGGGUCCCAGGAAGUGGCGUUCAAAGAAUUACACCAAAGAUGCCCCGGCCACGCUACAGGUUCCUGGCUGUGGCUCACCGCCUGCCUCUCCUCAUCUCCAUACCUCCCACCCAAACCUCUCUACUGCUGAAGCCAACACCUCCUUCCUGGAAACCCCAGACUCACCGACUGAUGCCAACCGCCUCCAGGAAGACUUCUGCAGGCUGGCUAACAAUAUUCACUCCACUCUGCGGUCAGCCUAUAGUUCUCUAUCAGCAGAGAGAGACAGAGUGAGACACACUAUUGACCUGAAGGCCCCUCCUCCAGCACAGGUCAUGGGCCUCAAGGCCGGUUAUGGCUCGGGUCUCCCAGAUGGAUCCCGCCAACUUGUCCACCAGGCGUCCAAUGAGUCCAUGUCGGAGUUCUUUGAUGCUCAGGAGUACCAGCUGACCUCCAGCUCCUCUGAGAACGAGGCUUCUGAUGAUGACUCGUAUAUCAGUGAUGUCAGCGACAGUGUUUCCAUGGACACCGGCUACAGCAACGAGGGAGGAAGUGAGAGACAUGACUCUGCAGGCUCAGGAGGAAGUGGUGUUCAGGUGGCCCGCAGGCGGACUACCCUCCCCUCCCCCCAGCCCAGCAGCAGCAGUGUCAGUCUAUGGAACAUCCUCAAGAACAACAUAGGGAAGGACCUGUCCAAGGUAGCCAUGCCUGUUCAUCUCAAUGAGCCUCUCAACACACUACAGAGGCUGUGUGAGGAGGUGGAGUACUCUGAGCUGCUGGAUACAGCGAACCACACACAAGACCCGUACCAGAGAAUGGUGUAUGUGGCAACAUUUGCAGUGUCUGCAUAUGCCUCCAGUUACCACCGGGCAGGAAGUAAACCCUUUAACCCUGUCCUGGGAGAGACCUACGAGUGUGACAGACCUGACAAGGGCUUCAAGUUCAUAGCAGAACAGGUGAGCCAUCACCCACCUGUUUCAGCAUGUCACUGUGACUCUAACAACUUCACUUUCUGGCAAGAUGUCCAGUGGAAGAAUAAGUUCUGGGGGAAGUCCAUGGAGAUUGUUCCCAUGGGAACCACUCAUGUGACCCUGCCAGGUUGUUUGUCAUCCUCAGGUUUGGGAGACCACUAUGAGUGGAACAAGGUAACGUCCUGCAUCCACAACAUCCUGAGUGGCCAGCGCUGGAUAGAACACUACGGAGAGAUGUCAAUCAAAAACACCAGCAGUGACGCCUGCCAGUGUACAGUGACCUUCAUCAAGGCGAAAUCGUGGAGCUCAACGGUGAACAAGAUAGAGGGAGUGGUCACAGACAGUGGGGGGUGUGUCAUCCACUCAUUCUUUGGCAAAUGGCAUGAAGGCGUGUACCAAGGAGACACGCCCUCUGCCAUCUGCAUCUGGAGAGCAAAUCCCAUGCCUGUGGACCAGGACCAGUACUAUGGCUUUACACAGUUUGGUGUGGAGCUGAAUGAGCUUGAUGCCGCCCUGAAGCCCUUCCUACCCCCCACAGACACACGCUUCCGUCUCGACCAGAGGUGUUUGGAAGAAGGGAACAUUGAGGGGGCUGAGGAGCAGAAACAGAGGAUAGAGCUGCUCCAGAGAGAAAGGAGAAAAGCCCUGGAGGAGAACAACAUGACGCACAAACCACGCUUCUUCAAGAAAUCAAAGGAUGACACGUGGCUGAGCUCUAAUACAUACUGGGAGCAGCGGAAGGACCCUGGAUUCAGCUGUACAGAGGACUUCCCUGUGCUGUGGUGACCCUGUAACCCCACAGGAGUACAGAUCUAGGGUCAGAUUAUCCUUGCCCACAACAGACACAGGAUUUUCCAAAACGGGGAUCUCCACCUCCACACCAAAAUUGCCGUCUAUCAAGCCGUCUGCAUCACCACACUUCUUUACAGCUGUGAAGCCUGGGUCACUUAGUCGCCACAACAAGCAGCUCUAGCGAUUCCACAGAAGAUGCCUGCAGCGCAUCCUGGGAAUCGCCUGGUGUGACUGUGUCCUGUACAGAAAUACUUGCUAAGACCAACUGCAAGAGUAUGGAGGCCAUGGUCACCCAACACCAGCUGAGCUGGCUUGGGCAUGUCAUUAGAAUAUCUUGGGAGUGCUUGCUGUGGAAGAUCCUGUAUGGCAAGAUACAUCUUGGCCGGCGGUCUGCAGGGGGGGGGCAGCUAAAAACGUGGCUGAGGAAGUGUAACAUCAAACCCACAGACAUGGAGGAUGCUGCUGCCGACCGUUCCACCUGGAGGCAGCUCCGGAGCGGUCUACAGAGGAGGAGAGGAGCUCCGGAGAGACAGAACUAUGCCUGCCCCCGCCAACACAGACAUAUGCCCCACCUGCAAUAAAGUUUGGAUCUCAGAUUGGACUCUACACUCACUAAAGAAUUGACCGUUAACUAAGAGGUGGAAGUCCUCAUCGGAUACGAUGGACUACCACAAGCAAGCCCACAACAAACCUUAACCAAUACAGGGAAAACUCACAACUGACCUUAGAUCAGCACUCGGGAGACAACACUAGUCAAAGCUCUGACCCGGUGACUGGGGACUGCUGAGUGUCAGGGUGACCAAGACCAAAAAUGAGCUUCCCGUGUCUGUAGGUAGAGCUUAACUAGGGCUCGAUCUCUUCAACCUAAUACAGAGUUUUCACUUGAUUCUUUGUUUAAAAGAAAAGAAAGCAUCUUUUAAUUUUUUUGGCAUGACUUUAGUCUUUCCAGGGAUAGGGUUUUCUUCUUUCAAUUUGAUCAUUUUCUCUAUGUAUAUUUUAUACUGUCACUGUAGUUCGGAUGCAGUCCAGCCACCAAAGUGCCUUAAUAUGGAAUGCUGUUCUAUUCACAGUAACCUGCUGUAGAUGAUUAUGCAAAUCCUCACUCACUAUUGGUGAGUUGGUGCUUCUGCGCACUUAUGUCAUUCUUAAUGUGGUCUAUAUAGAAGAUCACUGGUGGGGUGUUGAGGUAUGCAUCCCAAAUGGCAACCUAUUAUCUAUAUAGUGCUAUUUAUGGAAUAUGGAGCAGGGUGUCAUGUGGGACACAGUCAAGGGUUGUAACUAGGGGGAUUUAACUUGUUCUAAAUGUCAAGCAUUCUACUGUAAGAGUAUGAUUCUGUCCAAUCACAAUACAGAUUGUUUUAAUACUCCUUAACCACUGGCUGACAGUACGUAUGAAAUAAGGCCUUAUGGAACUUCCUAACACUGCGUGUUAAAGCCUGUAUGUUGCCCGGUUAUGAUAAGAUGUAUACUGUAUAUCAGUAAAGAAUAGGGCCGUACUAUCUUUGAAGAUAAACGAUAAACAGUGAGACUGUUAUACUA
This is a messenger RNA of Salmo salar (Atlantic salmon), 4282 nucleotides long. Lineage: Eukaryota; Metazoa; Chordata; Actinopteri; Salmoniformes; Salmonidae. The record is from RefSeq and is a predicted model, not a curated record.